CCUCCGUUUAUUACGUUACGGCCAAUCGUGUCGACAUGCGGUCUCUCGCAGUUGUUGGUUAUUUAUUUCUGAUCGGCAAUGUUCUGUCUGAAGAAACCGAGUCACGUGUGAUAGUCACAGCCCAAGGCCCCGUGCGGGGCUACAAGGAUCCUAUUGACGAUGUAUUUGCAUAUUUUGGCAUUCCUUACGCCAAGGCGCCUACUGGUUCACAAAAAUUUAAGGCACCUCUACCGCCUCCAAGCUGGCAAGAGCCAUUUGAUGCCAUUGACUCUGGAGUAAUAUGCCCGCAAACCGAUACCUUUUUCGUGCAAAAUAAAACAAAUAAAGAGGACUGUCUUAUAGCCAACGUCUUUGUACCCGAUACUGAUGAAAAAAAUCUUCCAGUUGUGGUAUACGUUCAUGGUGGUGGUUAUAUAAUUGGAUAUGGAAAUAUGGGCACUCCUAAAAAGCUUGUUAACCGUAAAAAAAUAAUCGUAGUAACUUUCAAUUAUAGACUCGGCGUCCAUGGUUUUCUCUGCCUGGGUACCGAAGACGUACCUGGUAACGCAGGUAUGAAGGACCAAGUGGCAUUGCUGCGCUGGGUUAGAGCUAAUAUUGAGAGUUUUGGUGGUAAUCCUCAUGAUGUGACGAUCGCUGGAUAUAGCGCUGGAGCUUCUGCGGUGGGACUCCUAAUGGUUUCAAAGAUGGCCAAAGGUUUAUUUAAUAAAGUAAUACCAGAAAGCGGUGACUUAAUCGCUCCAUUCAGUGUCCAAGUCAAUCCUAUUCAUAACGCAAGGGAGUACGCAAAAUUGUUAGAGGUUGAUAAAGUACUCUUAGAUGAUAUAUCUAAGCUAGAGAGCUUUUACAAAAGAAGUCCUUAUGAACUGUUACAAUCUGGAAACGUCAUACAUAGAUCCGAAUCCAAUUUUCUUAUGGCGCCUUGCGUAGAACGUGACGUCGGAGAAGAAAGAUUCUUAGAAGAAAAUCCUAUUAGCUUAUUGAACAAAGGCGAUUUUGAAAAUUUACCAAUAUUAUACGGUUUUGCUGAUAUGGAAGGGCUGAUGCGGAUUGAUAUUUUCGAUCAGUGGAAGGACCGAAUGAAUGCUAAUUUUGAGGAAUUUCUUCCAGCUGAUUUGGAGUUUACAAAUAAAGAGGAAAAAUAUACAGUUGCGCAAAGCAUUAAAAAGUUCUAUUUCAAAGAGAAGACCGUAAGCGAAGAUACUAUUUUAGAUUAUGUAAAUUACUUUACAGACGUAAUGUUCGCAUGUCCAACAUUAAGAACUAUAAAAUAUUUGUUAGAUGCUGGUAACAAUCAGGUAUACUUGUACGAGUAUUCCUACGUCGAUGACAGUACGCCGGUAGUUCCUUACACUGAAGUGAAGGGCGCUAAUCAUUGUGCGCAGUCAGUAGUAGUUUCAGACGGACUUAAUUUUACUCAUCGCGAUGAAAGUGAUAUUUCAAAUGAGUUGAAACAAUGGAAAAUUACAAUGAGAGAAAUUUGGCUCAAUUUUAUCAUAAAAGGAAAACCUGAAAGCUCCGAUAUUCCGGAAUGGUUACCAGUGAGCGGGGACGGAACCCCCUACAUGGUUCUUAAUCAAGAACUCAAACUAAAAGAAUCUCUGUUAAAUGAUCGCUGCGCUUUCUGGGAGAAGAUUUACAGCAAAUAUUAUCAAAGCCCUGUUCCACCUGCGCCGCAUCUAUCGCCAAUAAAAACUGAACUGUAGGAAAAAACACAACAAAAUAGGCUUUACAAUAAAAUAUCUAAAAAUAAAUGGUUAUCUUUCAUUA
Messenger RNA from Vanessa tameamea, 1767 nucleotides. Its product is annotated as cholinesterase 1-like. Lineage: Eukaryota; Metazoa; Arthropoda; Insecta; Lepidoptera; Nymphalidae. The record is from RefSeq and is a predicted model, not a curated record. The coding region runs from base 36 to 1703 and encodes 555 amino acids. The transcript has 3 exons.